CGUGACGUUUGACAACAAAACGAAGGGGGCAUCAUUAAUUAUUCAUUCAUUCGCUGUUAGCUACGGGCGUCGGUCGUCGUCAAGUGGGCUGCGUCUUCCAGCAUCCCCGACGGGCUAUACGAUGCAUAUCUGAAUGAAUCUGUGAUAUAUCUAGAAGCAAUUAUACUCAAUAUCAAAGCAACGAACAACUUCCAACCAAGUACAUAUCAGUAUUCAUGUCACAAAAGUCCCAGGUGCAUACGCUUGACCUACAUUCCAACUAAACCUGAUUUGUCUCUCCUAGGAGAGAAUCGUCACAAUGGAUAAGCGAAAACUCGAUAAAAAGAAGCCAGAAUCACCGCCCAAAUUAGAAAAAGAUACAACGCAGCAGAAACAGGAAUCUCAAGAAAAGACUACACAACCAGUCGAAGAAUUGAACUGCUUCUACGAUCUGCGAACGAAGCGUGGCCAGAUACUGUUCUUUACCGUUACUGUACUCGCGGCUACUCUGACGCAAUGUCUUCCAAAGGACGCGUUUGCAAGCAUUCUGCAGGUUGGGGAGCAGAGCGAAGCGCAGGUUGCUUCAUGUAAACCGGAAGUAAAAACUGUGGAAAGGGUGGUUACCAAGGUUGAAGAGCGACCAAAAUAUUGGAUAUAUGGACGGAAUCCCGCCGGUGGUCAUUUGGUACACGUGACGAACGUGCUCGAUAGAUUAGGCGUUAAACACGUCGGUAACGAUACGGACGAUUGGGAUUUGCUGUGGGCACAUGAUUAUCCGUUCAGGAAGCUGGAUCUGUAUCGCUUGAAGCCACACCAACUAGUGAACCACUUUCCAGGAUCGGGAUUUAUAACCAAUAAGGUAGAUUUAUCAACAACAGACAUCAAGUACAUUCCAAAAGCCUUCAAGUUGCCAAGUGAACAGGAGAAAUUUAGGAAGUACGCGCAGGAAAACCCAAGCAAGCGAUUUGUGCAAAAGAAUAACCAACAUCGACAUAUCCAAAAAAAGAUAGAGGAAAUUGAUUUCAGUAACAACGAAACCUUCAUUCAAGAGUACAUUGACGAUCCUCUGUUGGUGGAUGGCUAUAAAUUCGACAUUGGAGUCUACACGGUCAUUACUUCGAUUGACCCUUUACGUAUUUACAUCUAUAAAGGAGACAUUUUAUUCAGAUACUGUCCUUCCAAAUACUUUCCAUUCGAUGCGGAGAAUCUAGACAAAUACAUCGUCGGUGAUGAUUACCUGCCAACUUGGGACGUUCCGGCUCUAAACCCAUUCUACACCAAGCUCGGACACGGCAUGAAGGACUCGUUUGAUGCGUACAUUCGUAGUACAGGUCGCGACCCUACGACAAUCUGGGAACAGGUCGAAGACGCAAUUCGGCUGGCAAUUCUCAAAAAAGAGCCGCUUCUAGCAGGGAUUCUUCCACGUUACGCUAGCAAACGAAACUUUUUCGAAAUGAUGCGGUUCGAUUUGGUAGUAGACAACCAGCUACGAGUUUUUCUCAUGGAAGCCAACAUGAGUCCAAAUCUUUCGUCUGCUCACUUCAAGCCGAACCGUCUUCUGUACGAACAGGUAAUUUACAACUUUCUCCGUCUCGUCGGCGUUGGAUCCGAUUUGCGACGGGAAUCGUUCCGCAAACGGUCCACCGAGACAGAGGCGAUGCUUUCGUCGCUGAAGAAUCUAGUUACCGAUGGGAACCGUUGCUCGGAAGCACCCUGUCUGGAAUCCUGUGCCCCGGAAGAAUGCAGUCUGUGUGUAAGCUGUCUCAAUGGUGCGGAUCUGAAAGAUCUGCACUCAGCCUACAGAGAACAUCUGAACCGCGGAGACAUGAAGCGAAUAUUUCCAGUGCCGAAAACGGACCAGAGUCGACGGGUUGACGAAGCGGAACUGAGUCCCAAAAACCGGUGGAUGAGUCGCUGGUUCGAUGAAAAGUGCAAAAUAGACACGUCGUACUGUUAUUAGGGGGAGGGUAGCAAUCUCAUUCAUCAACACUCAACGUACUUAAAUCAUAGUAUUACUAUUUCAGUAGUGAAGGAUUUCGUAUACGCGAACGUUUUAAUAGUAGUUUGUAGCAACACUAGUUAACUUGCGGAGGCCAAUGUAGACAAUAAACGCAAGAUUUUACCCCAA
This is a messenger RNA of Culex quinquefasciatus (southern house mosquito), 2107 nucleotides long. RefSeq names its product probable tubulin polyglutamylase ttll-15 (gene TTLL15). Gene Ontology annotation, biological process: protein modification process. Lineage: Eukaryota; Metazoa; Arthropoda; Insecta; Diptera; Culicidae. The record is from RefSeq and is a predicted model, not a curated record.